This is a messenger RNA of Coregonus sp. 'balchen', 2945 nucleotides long. Lineage: Eukaryota; Metazoa; Chordata; Actinopteri; Salmoniformes; Salmonidae. The record is from the annotation of a GenBank genome assembly.
AUGUCGCAGUAUUCUGGAAAGGUAAGCAGCACCUGGGUCAACCUGCAUUCACACAGCAUCAGGUUGGCUAUCACUGGGACAUAACUGACUGAACAGGGCUCCCUUGAAAUAUAGUUAUUCCGACCUCAAUGGGACUACCUGGUUAGAGAGAACUACAGUCAAUAAACACAUAGGUUUGGGAGUGUACGCAUUUACAGGUAGUUAGUGUAGAUGUGAUAAAAUUAGUUUGGAAGUGGAAAAUGUACUUUUUCUCAUACCAUCAUGAGGUUAGGUAUUGAACAAAUAAGUGUUUUUUAGUUUUUCAAUUCAACACUGUUAAUAAAAUGUGGAGGCAAUCCUUGGUGAACAUUUUAGAUUUAGAGAUUAUUCUAAUCAGAGCCAUUACUCAGUUUGUCUUGCUGGGAGAAAUACACUUAAAUCUGUUAUGGGAGUUGAAAGCGAAUUAAUGUCAUAUUGUAUCGUGAAUAUUUGGAAAAAGUUUAGAGUGUUUCUGAUUCUAGUUCUACCGUCAAUCUUUUUUUAUAUAUCUAAAAGAGCAAGCAAGGCCUAUCAAUGGCAGGUAGGGAUAAUUAGUUGGUGGCUGGCCAAUAGGAGUAGACAUAACAUAGUAUUGUAUUCAUACUGCUAGCCAACUGCUUGCCAACUCUAGUCUUCUGUUCUAGUCUUCUAUUCAUCUAUAGUUGGCUUCAGCAUAUCUACGGUACUGAUCAGUGGAGGCUGCUAACGGGAGGACGGCUCAUAAUAAUGACUGGAACGGAGCAAAUUAAAUGGCAUCAAACACAUGGAAACCACGUGUUUGAUGUUUUUGAUACCAUUCCACUAAUUCCGCUCCAGCCAUUACCACGAGCCCAUCCCUCCUAAUUAAGGUCCACCAACCUCCUGUGGUAAGGACACAAGGCUGCAUGACAAAAUGUAUUUCUCCACUGAACUGACUGCACCAUGCCAACAUAUACAAAUCCACACCUACACUCCAGUGACAAAGUAUCCACAUGUCCGUCCAGCCUCUAGCCUGGGAUCCAAAACUCUUUGCUCUGGACCAUUUCACUACAUUUGGAGUCAUGAACUGGAUACAAUAAAGUUAAAUUGAGCAAUUGAGUUUGUAUCCAAAGGCUAUCCCACCAGGACUUAGGUUCAAAUAUUAUUUGAAAUUUCUUUCAAAUACUUUAAGCAUUUGCUUUAGCCUGCCUGGGUUUGAACUUUUGGGACAUUUCUAUUGGUUACAUUGCAACAGGCAAGCUCAAUCAAGCCCAGUUAAUCUAUAAUGAUGACAAAAAGUAUCUGAACCCAGGUCUGUUGGAUCCCACGCUAUCCUACCUCCACCUCCCCACCCUAACUAAUGAACAAUGGUGUUACCCUCCUCUUCUCCACCCACCCAUCACAGAUCACCUUCUACGAGGGAAAAUGCUUCACUGGCAGGCAGCUGGAGGUCAGGGGCGACUGCGAUAACUUCCAGGACCGUGGCUUCAUGAACCGCGUCAACUCCAUCCGUGUGGAGAGCGGCGCCUUCUGCUGCUUCGAUCACCCCGACUUCAAGGGACAGCAGUACAUCCUGGAGCACGGUGAAUACCCCGAGUUCCAGCGUUGGAACAGCCACAACGACCACAUGGGCUCCUGCAAGCCCAUCAAGAUGGUGAGAGAUGGGGUUAAGGGUUAAGAAUUGAAAGGAUAGGAGUUAGGGAUUAAGGGGAGUGCUAGUGAGGAUGAUGAGAGGUUGAAGUUAUAGAGCCAUUUUUUACUUUAACUAAAAAAUACUUCAGAUCAAUAAGGGGGAUGAAUGACCAAAGCACAGUUUGGGUGUAGUGUCUGUCAUCUUCUUCAUUAUAACAGUAUUCCUAUAUUUGACUUGAAGAACUUGUGUUAACUCCUCUCCUCUCCUGUGUCCUGCAGCACGGUGAGCACUACAGAAUGGAGCUGUUCGAGGCCUGUAACUUCUCCGGCCAGUGUGUGGAGAUCUGUGACGACUGCCCCUUCCUGCAGAGCCGUGGCCUCAGCAAGAACUGCAUCAACUCCAUCAAGGUCUAUGGAGAUGGAGCGUAAGUAGCGCCCCUCUAGUGUCAGACUGCAAUCACACACACACAUGCACUGACAAACACACAGGCACUGACAAACACACACACACAUGCACUGACAAACACACAGGCACUGACAAACACACACACACAUGCAGGGGCGCACAAAAACAGACACACACAGCAAUUGUCAAAACGCAGUGAUAAAUUCAUAGUGAUUAAACUUUUGGAUCUAUUUUUGUUGAGCCAAGAUAUCUAAUCUUUUAGCAUAUGUAAUGGUGUUAAUUAAGUUGGCGCAUAAUUAGAACACAUGCCAACGAUCUUGCUGGUAAAUCAUAGACACUGCUGAAUUUCUAAAUAACUUUAACACCACUAUUCACACCUGUGGUCACAACUGUUAUUUUCCAGGAGGGAGUUCAAUAUUAAAGGGGAAGUUCUGGAUUUUACAACUUGAUGUUAGAUGGCUCCUCACCCUGAACAUAGUCAAUUUAUUUUAAAAAGACCAAGUCACCUUUAAGUAACAUCAAACCACAUGUGUAGUUGAUUUGAGCUGAUUUCAGUUGAUUUGAUGAUAUAGGUUUCUGUAAUUGAUUAAUUUAUUCAUUGUAUGGACAGAGUAUAGCUAUUAGCGAACACACAAUACAUUUCUAUACUUUACUUAAUAACGAUUACAUAAUUACAUCUUACAUAUUAUUAAAUGACACACAUAGAUAUAUUUACUGUCGUUCCAUCUGCUCUAACAGUGUGUGAAGUGAGCAGGUGUGUGACCAUUUCUAACCUGUGUGUGUUUCCUUCUGUAGCUGGGUGAUGUAUGAGGAGCCUAACUUCCGCGGCCGUAUGUACAUCGUGGAGAGAGGAGACUACUGCAGUCACAAUGAGUGGCAGGCACAGAACCCCAACAUCCAGUCCAUCCGUAGGGUGGUCAACUACUUCUAA